UGCAAAAUGAGAAGCCCUAAAUUUGUAAGUAAAGGGGAUGGUAAUCACAACCACACCAACUUCCGUUAAGGUACUGUUUCGUUUUGAUCGGCGAUAAGCAGCGCUUUUAUUGGCACUUUCUGUAAAAAACAUAAAUAACGAAGUGAUUGCAUGAAUAAUGGAGGAGCAAAUGAAAUGUGAAUCUGCCGUAACAAUAAUUUACAACAAAAACAUCCUUGGAUGUACGUUGUUCUUCCCAGACAACAACAGCAUCGUGCUGUGCAGGGAUGUCUAUGAUUCGUAUGAAUCUGAGCAGGUCAAAAGCAUAAUUUACAGAUACAACGUUGAUUACGGGAUCAUUACGACUGAGAUGGACGUGCAAAGGUACGAUUUUAUAGCAGAGACUGGCAUUCGAAUGCAUUUUGGCCUCAAAAAAAGGAAAUAUGGCAUAAUGGUCUCUCGGUUCAAAGAAUGCCUGGCCGGAAAAGGAUUCGAAUGUGCAAUGGAAAGUGUUUACCUGCUCCUCAACCACAUAAAGAUUGACUAUGAUCCCCUGCCGCUCCGCUUCUUCGGCACCGUUGAGAACGUGGCGGAGGGCCCGUCCAACAAGUUCGGCACGCUUAUUGCAGAGCUAGAUUUUUACUCCAUUUACGCUAAUGAUACGUGCCAGAGAUUGUACAUGAGUAUCGAAACGAUCAACUCGUUGAAACUGAUCAAUUACAUCGGCCAUCCGAACAAUUUGAUAAAAUCAAAGAAGGAAUGCAAUUCGCUGCUUACACGCCUCAAUUUCACCAGAACAUGCAUGGGGUACCAGCUGCUCAAGAACAACAUCCUAUUUCCCUUCACACAGAUUGAUGAGAUAGCACAGCGACAUGCUGCGGUUGAGCAUCUAAUCGAUAAGAAAUUAACAAGCAGAAUAUCGCACGCGUUGAAGAAUUGCAUCAACAUCGAUGCAAACGAGUUCAUUUUUUUCAGAGAAAACAAGUCAGAAUACUUCGUUAAGAUGUAUAAAAUGCUUUCAAGUGUACUUGAAAUAAUCGGUUUGAUGAAUGGCAACAACGAAAUGAGCGAAGUGCCUGGUACGCUUAAAUGUUACGGUGAUGUGUGCACAUACAACGAUUUAAUGAAGACCAUCGCAGGUCAAAUUGAUUUUAAGAAUGGUAGGUUCCGCGUAAAAUGCGGUGUUUCGAAAGAAUUGGACCUUCUUAAAAAUUUGUACGGUGAUUUGGAAAACUACCUGUGUGAGACGGUAGACCAAGUACGAACAAAGUACAAUUUGGGAAACGCAGUCAAUUCACAGCUAAACAUCACAAAACGAACAAGGGAUUCACAGGAGAACACAGAACAUCUUUCGAUCGUGUAUUUUCCGCAGCUGGGAUACCUGUUGGAAUCAAACGCACAGAAUGACAAAUGGGAGUUGAAAUUUAAAGAGGACAUGCAAAGGAACGGAAAGACGGAGAGCUCCUUUUUUUACAAAAAUGAGGUUAUGUAUGGAUUAGAUGAUGAGAUAGGCGACAUAGAAAAUGAAAUUAACGAUUUGGAACUAGAAAUAAUGAAUGAGCUCAAGAUUUACACAGAAAAGCACACGUCACAGAUUAAAAUUGCAGUUGACUACAUCAGCAGAAUUGAUGUUAUCAAUUCUCUUGCACUUGCAGCACUCGAGAACGGCUUUGUUAGGCCGAUUGUCUCUGACACGCUACAGAACGAAAACCUACGAAGGGUUGCGAGUUGGGAAGUAACGGAGUGCCAAAACGAAGCAGAAAACGCUGAACAUAACACAAAUGAUGCAUAUAUUGCUAUAUUUUCAGAAAACGAUCAAGUGUUGUGUGAUAAAACGAAAAGAACUCGUGAAAAUGAGGACCAAAAUUAUGAUACCGACUCAAACAGAGCGGGUGAUCAGCAGAACAAUGGUGCACAGAUAUUCUUAACAGAAUACAAUCGCUUGAUUGAGAUGGGACAAACCAUUGUAAUGCACCAAAUAGGCAGUUAUGUGCCCCUUAACACACAUUUACCAAUAUUUGACAAAAUGUACAGCAAAAUAACGACCAACGACAGUCUAAAGGCACAUAAGAGCGCCUUUCUUAGCGAUAUUCUGCAAAUAAGUGAGGUGUACAAAUUUGAUGGUGGCAGCACCGUGCUGUUGAUGGAUGAGUUUGGACGAGGAACAAAUAUUUACGAGGGACGAGCUCUCUAUCAAGGCAUUCUCAUGCACACCGAUGUUACGGCCAUAGUUUGUGCAACACCAGCUCGUAGAAAUAAAAUGGCACAAGAACAACGAACAGAAACGCAAAUAAGUACAGCAAUCAUAGACACAGCGCUACAACACGAAUUAAGUCCUGUUGAGCAUUUUUAUCUGCGAUAUGAGCAGAUAAAGAAGGGUGAGUAUCAAAUCGUGACCGAUACCAGCGAAAGUGAAUGGGCAACGAAGAUAAUUAACGAUUAUUUGUUUAAGCAGCCUUAACCAUGGAUGUAGCAGAGGCAUCCUUUUUCUUUGCGUACCCCAUGUAUGGUUAGGUCAACAGUUUAUGUUCAAAACAUCCUUCAACCUGAACAUCAAAUAACAAAUUCUCUGUAAGUAACAAUAAUAAAUUUGUGAUUGCUGCUCUAAAAGAUACUUUAUUCGAUGUUUACAUCAGUAAUUCGUAAUUUUAGUUCGUGAUUGUUGUUUAGGAGUAUUCUUCGUCUGUUGUUAACACAAAGGAUGGUUCAUCAAAUCAGCAGUCGGUCCCUGCGGACCUGAAAAGUACGUUUUUUAGGUGUCCUGGCACAAAAAAGUAAAUAAAG
Vavraia culicis subsp. floridensis is the source of this 2763-nucleotide messenger RNA. RefSeq lists its product as uncharacterized. The record is from RefSeq and is a predicted model, not a curated record. Lineage: Eukaryota; Fungi; Microsporidia; Pleistophoridae. Gene Ontology annotation, molecular function: ATP binding; mismatched DNA binding; ATP-dependent DNA damage sensor activity. The transcript has a single exon. Gene Ontology annotation, biological process: mismatch repair. The coding region runs from base 158 to 2440 and encodes 760 amino acids.